Zootoca vivipara (common lizard) is the source of this 3915-nucleotide messenger RNA. It is a transcript of the gene PPME1, whose product is annotated as protein phosphatase methylesterase 1. Gene Ontology annotation, molecular function: protein methylesterase activity. The record is from RefSeq and is a predicted model, not a curated record. NCBI's taxonomy places the organism in Eukaryota, Metazoa, Chordata, Lepidosauria, Squamata, Lacertidae. Gene Ontology annotation, biological process: protein demethylation.
GACUGGCCGGCGGCUCCUUCUGGGAGGGCGGGGGACGGAUCCUGCCCCUUCGCCGCCUCGCUUCUCCACGCCGCCCUCGCCAUGUCCGCCUUGGAGAAGGAGCUGCAGCUGGGCCGCCUGCCCCCUCGCCCGCCGGGACCCGCCGGGGGAAGCGGCCAGGCCCUCCCCAAGAUGCGCAUGGGGCCUGGAAGGAAGCGCGAUUAUUCUGCUGUCCCGUGGAGCCAGUACUUCGAGUCCAUGGAGGAUGUUGUAGUUGAUAGCGACUCCGGCAAGGAUACUUUUCGAAUUUACAAGAGUGGGUCCGAGGGUCCCGUCUUACUCCUAUUACACGGCGGAGGCCAUUCUGCCCUCUCCUGGGCUGUGUUUACCGCUGCCAUCAUCAGCCGUGUCCAGUGCCGGAUCGUGGCUUUGGAUCUGAGAGGACAUGGUGAGACGAAAGUUAGGAACCCAGAUGAUCUCUCCGCGGAGACCAUGUCCAAGGACGUCGGAAGCGUGGUGGAAGCCAUGUACGGGGACCUCGCCCCGCCCAUUAUGCUGAUUGGCCACAGCAUGGGCGGGGCUAUUGCCGUGCACUCGGCAGCGUCCAACCUGGUGCCCAGUUUGCUGGGCCUCUGCGUGAUUGACGUAGUGGAAGGCACGGCCAUGGAUGCCCUCAACAGCAUGCAGAAUUUCCUUCGGAGUCGCCCGAAGACAUUCAAAUCUCUGGAGAAUGCCAUCGAAUGGAGCGUAAAGAGCGGACAGAUACGGAAUCUUGAAUCUGCCAGGGUUUCUAUGGUUGGCCAAGUCAAACAGUGUGAAGGUGUCGCCAGCCCCGGGGGUCACAAAACCAUUGUGGAGGGGAUCAUAGAGGAGGAAGAGGAGGAGGAGGAAGACGAAAAUGGAGAAUCCGUGAACAAAAGGAAGAAGGAUGAUGACACAGAGACCAAGAAGGAUGUGGCAUACACAUGGCGGAUUGAGCUGGCGAAAACGGAGACGUACUGGGAUGGCUGGUUCCGGGGUCUCUCGAACCUCUUCCUCAACUGCGCUGUUCCCAAGCUGCUGCUUUUGGCUGGUGUUGACAGACUGGAUAAAGAUCUAACCAUUGGCCAGAUGCAAGGCAAAUUCCAGAUGCAAGUCCUUCCGCAGUGCGGCCACGCGGUCCACGAAGAUGCUCCGGACAAGGUUGCCGAAGCUGUCGCGACGUUCCUGAUCCGUCACAGGUUUACAGAGCCCAUCGGUGGAUUCCAAUGUGUUUUUCCUGCUUGUUAAUGCCCCGACACUCCUCCCGACGCCGACUCUCCUUGUAAAUAAACCUGCACCAGAGGGCUGUGGUGUCUUCUGUCUCCUCCUCGGCCUUCCCUUUCAGUUGUCAACUCGGACCAGCUGGCGCGAGAAUGGCCAGACCUUCUGCUGCCAUACCCCCAACCUGGUCCGUCCCCGGAUCACGGGGGGGCUCCUUCCCGCCGCCCUGAAGGAAGUAAGCUGGCUCCCUGCGAAAUCACGGGUGGAUGCGAAGGAUUCUCUGCGCGGCCCCUCCUGGCCUCCUGGAAGUUUUAGGAAAUCCUUGGCCCGGAAGGACCCCAUCAAAGCCAUCCCCCCCCCUUGAUUUUUCUUAAGCAUGCAAGAUUCUGCCAUCUCGGAGGUGGGCUCUCCGCUUCGCUCCUCCAGAGCAGGGCUUUCAUUCUCGGGUUGCUUAGGCCAAUGUUCCUCCCACCCCCUCUUCCUCCUGGCGAGUUCUCAGUAGCGCAGGCCGCCACGAUAUGUGGAAAUCUGAAACGCAUCGGGGCCCGUCGCCUCUUUGACCGACCUCCUGCAUUUGCGUUCCCCAGCAAACAGAGGCUGGGUUUCGGUUUGGUUGACACACCCUGCGUCCGCCAAGGGGGGUCGCAGAUGUGAAGAUUCCAGAAGAGGGCUGAAAAGCGGGGGGGGGGGUUCUGAGGUUUCCCCAAGCCUGAUGUUCCCAGAUGUUCUCCAGAUGUUCUCUGCUGGCCGAUGGCAUUGAAACAGCUGCCAGAAUUGUGUGGUUCAGAUUCACACGGCGCUGCACAGUCGCGCCAACCAGCAGCAAGCAGGAAGAGGGCAUGGGGUGUGUGUGUUGUUUUAGGAUUACAGAAAUGAGGGAGCAGGUCAUUCCUUUGCUUCAGGGCUGCAAAUGACGGUUUGUGCAACCUUCAGCUAAAUUUCAGUGAAGCAACCCCUAGAUUUAAAGCACUGUUAUGGUCCUUGUGAGUUCUGGGGCUCUGGUUGGGAUAACAUCCUAGAGCCCAGACCUGUGUGUAUUUGAGGAGGUGUUUCUUGUGUGUUCGCACUUCCAAGCCCCGGUUGAGAACAGGAGAGUUGCCCCCCGAGCAAUAUUUUCAAUACUGGGGGGGAGAGAGGAGCAUAUUUGCAUUGGGGUUUGGGGUCCAUGACUCUUGGAGGCCGGGAUAGAGGCUGUGUCAGGAGUCUUGAUAGUUUUCACAGGGUGCUCCAUCCUCUUGCAAAAAACAAGCAAAAAAAAGUAAAGAGAAGCAAUGUGAAAUAAUAUGCAACAAGCAAGGAGGAGAGACUUAGGGGAAUAUCCCCAGCCAUGCCCUGGGAAGUUCUCUUGCAAACUCCUUGUGCAGCUCCUGUUCAAUUCAGAGAGGUGUUGGCCAGAGACCUUCCUGGUGGAUUGGGCCCUGUCAGGUCCAGAAAACCCCGAACCCUUUGCCCGAUGGGUGGGGUUGGUUUCGAGCAGGCACCCCCAAACUUCGGCCCUCCAGAUGUUUUGGACUACAAUUCCCAUCUUCCCCGACCACUGGUCCUGUUAGCUAGGGAUCAUGGGAGUUGUAGGCCAAAACAUCUGGAGGGCCGCAGUUUGGGGGUGCCUGGUUUUGUGCCUAUGUCCCCAGCUGAGGAAGGGGGUCUGACUUCUUCCUCACACAAGAAAGACGAGCGAGGCAUGUUGGAAGACACACCGUGCGCAUUACUGCCCUGAAUGUUUUCCGGUUGGGAAAGUUUCGGGAAUUUAAUGCGUAUUCACAGCCCUGCCAAAAACAUAAAUCUGUGUUGGAGCAGCAGCCUGCCCUUGCGGUCAGCCCUUUUAUGCCCUUCCCAGUGUCUCUCUUGCCUUCUUGGCCACAGUGGCCCUCGCAUCUAAGAUGGGAGCCCCCCAAUAGGUCUCCCCUGUCUGCCCUCUGCUCAGUGGGCUGGAGGGGGAAACCCCAAACUCGCACAGUUGCUGCCCAAUCUCCAGAAAUGGCACUCAGACUCCAAACACCAGCUGGGGGCGUGGAGCCAGGAGAGGAGGAACCCUCCCAGCUGUGUCCUUUGUUCUGGCAGGGAGAGCUCAUAUUUUUUUCUGGGGGAUAAUCCCCACUCACUCAGAUGAUGGUGCUUCCAUUGGGUUGUGUGUGUGUGGGGGGGUCUUCUUCCUUCCCCCUGUUCUCCUGGCUUUUGAAUGAGCUGCCCCGGUGGCCCUUGGAAAGAGGGGCCCGUUUGCCGGUUCCGUUUGCCAGUUUUCUUUGAACCAGAGUCCAAUUUGAAAAAGGAUCGCUUCCUCUCCCAUGGCGUAUGCGUGUAUAUAUAUCACGACACGCAACGCAGAGUCGCCAGGUGACAACCCCCCUUCGGUUAGGUACUCUGUCUGUGGGUCACUUGCUACAUUUGGGGGCCGGGAAGCAUCCCUAGAUUCUCUCGCACACCCACACCCCCCCACAAAAACUCUCCCCCACCCCACCCCAAACUCUGAAACUUCAGCAUAAUUUUUUUCCCUUUUUCUGGGGAGGGAAGGCAAACCUUAUCUGGUUCAACAAAGACUAGAGUCCUCGUUUAGCCUCGCCCCCCUUUAAAUAAUACAUACUGUACUGUUGGCAUUUUUUUGUGGGGGGGGGGGAAGAGAUUUUUUUUUUGUCAACUCCCUGCCGAUGACGACGACCACCCUUGUUUUAUGAAAAUAAAUAUUUCGCUACCUGC